Molecule: messenger RNA, 487 nt
Organism: Symsagittifera roscoffensis
Lineage: Eukaryota; Metazoa; Xenacoelomorpha; Acoela; Convolutidae
Product: leukotriene B4 receptor 1-like
Exons: 4
Coding region: 68-487 (139 amino acids)
Biological process (GO): G protein-coupled receptor signaling pathway; cellular response to light stimulus; phototransduction
Cellular component (GO): plasma membrane
Molecular function (GO): G protein-coupled photoreceptor activity
Source: RefSeq, a predicted model, not a curated record
CAGCUUAGAAUUUUUUUCUGAAAAUUUGAAACUUUUGAAGCUGUAAAACAAUUAAGACAGCUGCAAAAUGGUUGCAAACGUGACACUCGCUGCCAUCGAAACUGGGUUCUGGGACGAGUUCGUGUUGCCGCUUGGGGAGAUAGAGACAGAGAGUGUGUUGCAACUGAGGCUGAUGAUGAUCAUCUGGCUGUCCCUUGCAGUCUCACUCGGCAUUCCUGGAAAUCUGAUGGUGAUCUUCUCGAUCGCCCUUGUGAGACAUCUGCGUGAACUGCACCACCUGUUCGUGGCCAAUCUGGCCCUGUUCGAUCUGGGCAACAUGGGCAUGUUCUGCUUCAUGCUCUACGGGGCCAUCUUCGGAGGGGAGUUCCUGGCCACCCACAGAGUCAUCUGUGAACUGUCUGCCAUCCUGUGCAUGAUGAGUUGCUUCGGCAGUCUCUGGACCAUGAUGUUUGUGGCAAUCAACAGAUUAAUUGAGUUCCAAAGCUGA